ACUGUUAGUUAUCCAUCAGCCAUUUUCGACAGAUGGUUUUCAUUGCCCUCCAAGAGCACUACAAAGAAUUUAUUCAUCGCGUUGAAAAUUCGUUCUGCUUAAAAUUUCAUUUGAUUUAAUUCGUUUGAUUUUGGUGAAAUUCGUGUGCAAUAUUGAAGUAUUAAAUCGACAAAAUGCUGAUUGGAUUAGUUCGUGAUUCAGUUUUGCAAUGUUUCUGUCAUACAUGCCGUGUCCCUGGUUUACCGGCAGCGGGCAACAUUCGUGCAAUGUCGGCAAAAACAUUGCGAACAAAACAACCAAAACUAUCAAACCGGCAAAAGUUCAUUUCCACGGAAAUUCGUUGCCAAGAAAAAUCAAAGGGUGGUGUUUGUUAUGAAGUAAUUCUCGGUCAACCCGUCGCUGUUCCACCAAUGAAACAAAUCAAAAAUUCGACCAAGCAAGUAUCAGCUGCCGAAAUUGAACGCAAACUCAGAGAAGCCGAAAAACGACGUCUUGAAUUGGAAGCAAAGAAGUGUGCCGAAUGGUCGGCUAAGAAAAAUCGAAUUGAAGAAGCUUCGCGCAAGAAAACCGAAAUGGACAAGGAGUUUUCGAAUCAAGCCAGAGAAAGUUUAAGCGCCAAAAUGGACAACUAUGGAGAAAAUCGCGAAGCCAUUAUGGCCGAUAUGAAAGACAAACUUAAGACUCAAUUCCAAGAAAUUGAAAGAACUCGUGUGUCGUUGGAACAACAAAAGGAUAUUGAGCGUGUGGCAAUAGACAAAAAGUUAAAAACUGCUGCAAAUAUGCGAGAUGAAAACAUUAAGAAAAUGUUGGAACGUCUCAAGGAACAUAACCAAUUGGCGUCAAGAACAAGUGCUGAUGCUCGUGAAAAUCAGAGAGCGAUGGAAAAAUUGCACAUUUUUGAAAACAAAUUGUUUCUAGCCGAACAAAAUCGGCAAAUGGAACUACAGAAAAAACUCGACACUAUACGCCGACACGAUCGUCAUGCUGAAGUUGUUCGCCAAAAAGCAUUGAGUAGCAAAGCUGAACCAAAUGAGCCAAUUGUUGUUGCAUGCGGUUAAAUGAUAUUGAAUUGAUUCACGCUCGAAGCCGUAGUCAACGCUUUUUACAAACAACAACAACAACAACAACAACAUUCCAGUUAAAUUAUAUAUAUGGAAACGAACAUUGCCAGAAUAUGGCAAAUAUACAAAUUUUAUAUAUAUUUAAUCCAAUAUUCGUCAAUAUUUGCUUCAAAACGAAAGCUCAAAAUUUACUAUUGUAAUCAAUGAUGAUAAUGGUUUUGUUUUUUCAUUUCAUUUUCUGUCAAAUAGCAAAAACCAAAGCUUUAUAUUGUCAAAUCCUAAAGUUCAAUUUGCGAUGGUCUUAUGUAAUCUCAUAGGAAAAAAAAGAAAUCAUGUAAAUGCAGUUUCCGGGAAUGUGAAGUGCGAAGUAGGGGCUUUGAGGUUGCGGUUGAAAUUUAUUCGAGAUAUAAAUGAACCAACGAGCAAACCAAUUAGCAUACCUUUUGCAUUGCACAUUCUCAAGCUAUCACUGUAUACUUCUUGCUCCAUUAGUAACCGCGUAUAUUCCUAAUAACAUAUAACUCUAAAAUAUGCCACAUAUACAGUACUUUUAUAUGUAUAUCAAAAUGUAAUUUUUGAUUCCAUUCUCAUUGCGAAUGUGUCUAUUGAAUGUAAUCACUUGCAUGGAUCGCAUUCACUUGUUACUGAUAAAACUAUCAAAUAGAAGAGAAAAGAUAUUUUGCGCGCUUAAAGUACAAACGAAAACAAAUGCAAAUGCACCAAACAGUUUGCAUCAAAAUUUGCAUAUCGAUUCAGUAAAUCCAACGUAUCUAGUUUUUUCUUCAACAAAUUGUAGCCAGUUUAGACACACAACAAUGCCACAAUUUGGACGCAAACAAGACGUAAAAGGAAUAACAACAGCAACACUUGUUUCCGAAAGGUUGGCAUUGAAAGAUAUUAAUCAUUGUUGAGAAUUUUCCAAUUUUAAUGUUUGAGCAGAAUUCCUAUUUAUCCGAACAAACUAACGCCUCAGGUGCAACACCUAUUUCACUUAUAUCACAUUUCAUAUUUAACCAAAACAGAAACUGUACCGUACGUUCUUUGUGAAAAUAUUAUAACUACCGCAAAAAGAUGGUUGACCAAUGCUUCAAUUGCGAUAAAAUACUCAUCAUACGUAAAGGUUUUACAUAUUUUUUAGAUUAAUUCACAAAAUGAAAACGACACAAAACCGUUACAAUUACAGCCAAAAUUUCUUCCGUAAAAAAAUAUUUGCUCAAAAACAUAUUUUGGUUGCUUUACAGUAAAGAAUUUCGAUUUUGAAAAUAAAAACAUUGAAAAACCAACAUGAAAAAAAAAAUUGAACUCAUCGACAUUCGCAUUUAUUUAAUGUAGUCAAAUUCUGGCAGUUGAACUUAAAUUUGUGAAUUUAUUGAAACUAGGUUUUCAUACAUAGCUUGAUGUUUUAAAAAAAAUCAAAAAAGUUGCAAAAAAACUCUAAAAAUUCUAAGCACUUAAACAAAAAUUUACUUAUUUGCACAUUGGGUUUAGUUUAAUAUUGUAAACGGUUUAAUUUGAAGCUACAGAAUUUUCGUGAAAUAAGUGAAAACACGUGAACUCAGUACCAGCCCAAACAUAAGACAAGAAUUGAACAAUUAGAUGUGAAAUUUUGUACGAUGACAAUUUUGUAUUCUUGAUAAUCAACAAAACGUAUAUUUGUCGCUUAUAUUUUUGCUAAAAUUGAUGAUAGUUAAGGACCAAAUGUAGUCAAGAAAAAAAAAAUGAAAAAAAAGGAGCAGUGAUUGUAGCCUUUUUACCCCCCUUUUUUCCUAAUUGUCGUAAUUUAAAGUGCCGCAAUGUUGCCUUUUUACUCCAGCCAUUUAGUUUAUGAUGCUUAGUCAAACAAAGAAAAUAGUGCGUUUUUUUCGUCAUUUUGCUAUAGCUAAAUUUUUGCUUAAUCAUUUCAUAUACAAAUUGAGCUGAUUUUAUGUGAUUUAUAAGUUUAUCAAAUAUAAAUUUAAUAAUUAAAACAAAAAGGUGUGAAAAAAUUAAGAACAUUUUUGGAAGACUGAAUUCAUAUGAGUUUACAGUAAUUCCUUUCCAUUCAUAGACGUACGAUUUUUGUUUCAACGUACAGUUUUAUAUGCUGGCCAUCAUGACUUUUCAUACAGAAAAUUAAAGAACAAAAUAUCUUAUGGUUUGCAAUACCUCAUAUGUUUAACAUUUUUUUUUACUCAUUAAACAAUUGAACCGAUGGGAACAAACGUUAAACAAAAGAGAUGACAUUUUUCACAUUCUCUUUUUAAUAUCAAUCAUCUGCUAUAUGUAAGAGAAGGGUUUGAAGGCGUAGUAGUAGAUCGUAGUGCAAACUUCUUCUCCUUCACUCUCAGCAGAUGCAUAACAGCCAAGCGAACCUGGCUGAAAAUAUCACAGUACAAUGUCUGUUCAAAAUCAAUCGAUUCAAUUGAUCAAAAUUAUCAUUCACUUGCAUGUAAUCAUAUUCUAACUUACAAAAAAUAGCCCCAAACAAAAUGAAAAGAAAACCAUAUUUAACUGCAGAACUAUAUUCAAUAUUUAUAUCAAUAUAUCAGGUAAAUUACAUAAAAGCGACCAUAAAAACGACAUUUUCGUAUGGAUUGUAUAAAAAUCGUUCGAGUGAAUAAAAUAAAAUAAAAAAAAAACGUUUUACAUUUAUAAUAUGUAAUAAUAAUCGCUUUAAUAAACAAGGAGUCCAAAAGAACAAUAAAACAAACAAACUCAACCAAA
Molecule: messenger RNA, 3764 nt
Organism: Contarinia nasturtii (swede midge)
Lineage: Eukaryota; Metazoa; Arthropoda; Insecta; Diptera; Cecidomyiidae
Gene: stai
Exons: 9
Coding region: 174-1058 (294 amino acids)
Biological process (GO): microtubule depolymerization; neuron projection development; regulation of microtubule polymerization or depolymerization
Cellular component (GO): neuron projection; cytoplasm
Molecular function (GO): tubulin binding
Source: RefSeq, a predicted model, not a curated record